CACUCCCGCAUCUCCCUUAAGAGCACAGAGCGCGCGCGCGCACUCUCUCUCCCCGUUGGCUGUCGUCUCCCACACCCACAAGAGCCAUGUUGGAGGCAUCCGUAUCAUCCACUCCCUCAAUCUGGGCUGUCGUCUACAGUUGGUUCACUCCCACUGUCUUCUUCCUCCUCCUCCAGCUCAUGAUCGGCACCAUCUUCAUCACUUCCACCUUCGCCAACGGCAAACGCCACGACCAACCCCAAUCUCACGCUGACCAUCACCCUCAACAACUCCCCAGAUCUCCCUCUGUCUUGCAGAGACUCAAAUCCAUCAACUUCUACUCUUACCGAUCCCAAGAAUCCCCUCACCAUACCUCCGAAUUUCAUCCCGCCCAUGAAGCUCCACACCCUCCGCUUACGAGAUCCCCAUCCAUGCUUCAAAGGCUCAAGUCCAUCAACCUUUACGACUACUUCCCCACGGACCCUAUUUCUUCCAGGUUCUCUUCCCACGACGCCACUCAUUCGUACGCAACUCGUGAAUCGGAUCCCCAUUUUGACUUGCCCAAAUAUGCUCAUGAACCGGAGAGACACCAUUUGGACGGUGCCCCGGUGGUGGAGAGCAAUGGAGAGGGGGGAGAGGAGGACGGUGUCGGGGAAAUCCAGCAUCCCGAACCAGAUCGGUCUCUCGACGAAAUUUACAGCGAGUUACAAGGGGUUCAUGUGAGCAGGACCAAGUCGGACACGAAGCCGGCUUCUGGCGACGUGCCGGAAAAGCUCCCAAGGAAGAUGAAGAAGUCGGCGACCACAAAAUCGGCGUUCGGGCAUUUUAGGGAAGAAGACAUUGUUGAGAAUCGGCGGCCGGCGACGAUGAGAGAAGCGAAGGCGAGUGAGUCGGAGGCAGACGACGAGGUGGACGCAAAGGCGGACGAUUUCAUCAACAAGUUCAAGCAGCAGCUGAAGCUGCAGAGGCUAGAUUCCAUAAUGAGGAACAGCGGCGGAGUCCCAGUGUCUAUCUUCUCUUCUGGGCGGUCUGGCCCCUCCAAAAGAAAAAAAAUAAAUAGAAAAGAAAAAGAAACAGCAGGGCUUAUUUAAGAAUUAAUAUAAACAUUUUGGGUAUUCGCUGACUCGCUGUAACCCACGCCGUAACGGGGCAAACAGCUCAGGAGAUGCAAAAUAUUCAUACCUGUUGAUCCUGAAAACCAAUGCCAAGGCUUAGUCCAUGUAUGUGCCUCUUUGGCACAUGCUGCAACAAUAUUCUCCUUCAGGUUGUGUCACUGUAUUUAGUUUGGAAAUCAAUAAUUGAUGGAGGCGGGGGGGGGGGGGUCCGUGCGACGUGUUUGUGAAUCCGAUAAUGGGCCAUUUAAUUUGGGUCGGGUUGUUUUUUUGUUUUUUAAAAAACUCAUUCAGGUUGCUUUGGUCAUCAUUUCCGUGGCUUUUCAAGUUUUUUGGCCCCAGUUUCUUGUAGUUUGAACUCAAUGAUUGUAUUUAACAUUGACGUUGGAUGCCUGUAACAUUUUAAUUGUUGAAAUUCAUAUCAACGGUUCUGAUAUA
Prosopis cineraria is the source of this 1529-nucleotide messenger RNA. RefSeq names its product pathogen-associated molecular patterns-induced protein A70. Lineage: Eukaryota; Viridiplantae; Streptophyta; Magnoliopsida; Fabales; Fabaceae. Bases 87 to 1070 code for a protein of 327 amino acids. The record is from RefSeq and is a predicted model, not a curated record. The transcript is spliced from 3 exons.